AUGCCACAUCAUUGUCGUUCAAUAAAUCGAUCAACAUAUUCAUUAUCAUUAUUAUCAUUAUCACAUGACACUUGUACAUCGGCACCACGUGAACGAUCAGCCACGAUCAGUGAUGUGUCAAAGUUUACACAACAAGAUCUCAAUACCUAUGUCGAACAACGACGAAGACGACCACCGAUAACAGCACAAGCAGCAGCCGUCACUCAAAAUUAA
This is a messenger RNA of Didymodactylos carnosus, 213 nucleotides long. NCBI's taxonomy places the organism in Eukaryota, Metazoa, Rotifera, Eurotatoria, Philodinida, Philodinidae. The record is from the annotation of a GenBank genome assembly.